UCAAACAUUGAACAGUCACACUUCUUUGAAGAGAAAGAAAGGCCUUGCAUUUUCUCACUUUGCAGGGUAGACCAAGUCACUUUGAGUUGGCUCGUGAAGACUAACUGGGAGUUCUCGCUGGUGGAUGCGCCUGGUACAAUGGCUCCGAACAAGCUAUUAGCUGUUCUGACGGUGUUGUUUGCAUCGUUGCAGAUCUGCUUGGCGUUCCCCAAACCUGGAAUAAAAGACCUGAGCCUUGAACUGGUUAAUCCGGUCAAUGUCUCUGUGAAAUGGAUGACGCUGACACUGUCGGAGAACGCUACCAUCGACUUCAAGGGCGCAUGCCACUCGGCAGGUGCGGCAACAGUUCAUUUGAAAUACAGACUACUCAUAACGCAGUGUGCCAGUUAUUUAGACAGACUCGAAGAAAGUACAGUGCUUCAGGGAGACUUUGGCAAAAAUCCAGUGGUGGGGACAGAGUGGGUGGAGAUCCCUCUGGAUUGCACAGCAAGUACGACCGGUAGUGGCGAUCCGUUGCAGUUCACGGAGGUCGCUCCCGAGAGAGCAUGGCUGGAGGAUACCGCAUACCACAACACCUGUCUGGAUCCUGCGGCCGGACUGAAAGGGAACGACACCGAGGAUGGGGCUGACAAGUCGUCCAAGGUACCUCCAAACAAGCCUGCAGCGAACCCCACGGGAACAAAAAAGCGGUCGCUAAGUGUGAGUGUGAGCGAUCUGAUGGAGGCCGUUCUUCAAGCGCGCACGCGGCGCAGCGCUCCGUUCUACAAGAAAGUGAAGAAGGAGGUGGUGUGCAAGACGACCAAGCGCCAGGUGUUCGCGCUGGUCUUCGCCGCGCAAGCUGACCCCGUGUCCAACGGUGGUGUUCUGAACGUCACUGUAGCUGUACAGGUGGAGAUGAAGAACCACUGGGGAUACCUGUCUGCGCUCGACUAUCCCAAUCUGGUCUUCUAUGGCAUCAUGACCGCCCUGUACUCGCUGUAUGCGUUCGGCUGGCUGCUUGCACUCAUGUGCCAUUACAAGGAUUUACUGCGUGUCCAGUUCUGGAUUGGCGCCGUCAUUGCCCUGGGUAUGGUUGAGAAGGUGUUCUUCUUCAGCGAGUAUAACCGCGACAACGCCGAGGGCAGAGAGGGCAUGUCGUUGCUCGCCACUGCUGAGAUGGUGUCGGCGGGCAAGCGCACACUGGCCAGACUUCUCGUCAUCAUCAUCUCGCUGGGCUUUGGCAUCGUGCGCCCGCGCCUUGGUCCCAAUCUCGUCCUGGUUGUCGGCAUCGGUAUCGUGUACUUCACGGCCGCGUCGGUCGAGGGGAUUUCCCGUGUGGUGGCCAGCUCCGAGGAGGUCGCCACCACCAAGGGACAGGUGAUGUCGCUGGCAAUCGUUCUGCUCGAUGUCGGCAUUAUCUACUUCAUCUACGCGUCGAUCACGGACACGAUGCGAACACUGCGCUUGCGCCGCAACACCGUCAAGCUAUCGCUCUACCGGCACUUCUCCAACGCCAUCGUCUUCGCCGUGGUCGCUUCCGUGGCGUUCAGCACGUGGGCGUACUUGCAGUUCCGCUCCUCGGCCUGCAUCAAGGACUGGCAGGAGAUCUGGCUGCUGGACGGCUUCUGGCACAUUCUCUUCAGCUUCCUGCUGCUCUCCAUGAUGGUGCUGUGGAGGCCUUCGGCGAACAACAACCGCUAUGCCUACUCACCGCUUGUCGAUCUCGCCAGCAACGAGGACGAGCCGGAGCAGAUGCCCAGCGACGCGUUUGAGGGCAUGAAGCUGCGUAACCUGGGCCAGCAGCGCAAGACGGUCACGAGCAGUACGGUGGAUGACGAUCUCAAGUGGGUGGAGGAGAACAUUCCCACGUCGUUAGUCGAGGGCGCUGUGCCCGUGCUCAUGGACUCUGAGGAGGAAGUGGUGGAGUCGCGGUUCCAGGUCAGCAAGAUGCAGUAAGCGUAAGCUAGGGGAGCGUUGCAUCGUCGUACGUUUGUGUCACUGUAGAGGUGUGCGCGCACGCGGACCUGUGAUCGACAGCGGGCGUCGGUACAUGUACGUACCUGUGUACGUCAUAAUGUGUGUGCGUGUUGCUAACGUCGAGCCAGCUGGCACACGUGCAUGUUCCCUCGCUGAUGGAAGAUUGAGUGUCGUUGUGCGUAUCCCACAUGUUCAUGUUGCUGCAUAUACGUAUGCACGGUUUGCGUGGAUGCAUGCCUACAUCAUGCUGACGUCAUGAUGACAUCAUGAUGACAUCAUGCUGCCGUCAUGCUGACAUCAUGCCUUGUGUUGUAUUUCAGCAUUUCUCAGCCGCUGGCGUUGCUGGUGGCGCUGUUACUAGCUGAACUGUAUUGCCAGUUUGCGUGUGUGUGUGUGUGUGUGUGUGCGUGCGGUUGUGUGUGUAUGCGUGCAUGUGUGCACGUACGCGCACGCGCAUGUGUAGCGUUUUAACGGCCUCCCAUGGCGUCACUACUGGCAUCCUUGUACAUAAUAAGUAUAGUAUGAUAUUGUGCUGAGCUAUAGCUGCCCUUCGUGCAUUAUUUGUGCUAUUUGACAACAUGCUGCUCACCGUUCUGAUAAUUGAAAUGAUCUACUUGUGAAGUAGGGUGUGCAGUGUAUGUGUGCAUGGCAUAUGCUGGUCUGCAUUUGUGUUAUUUUAUUCUCUAUCACCACGCAUAUCUACGUGCAUUCGCAGUACACCCCACUCACAUUUUAUGCGUGGAUGCAGGCACCACCGCGUGUCUUAUCCCGGUUCACCUCCCCUCCUCAGUAUCUGUGUUCUAGUGGUGGCUCUCUGUGUUUAUUGUUGGUCUCGUACCGGCCUUCGUCUUUCUUUUGUUUUGUUAUCUAAUUUUCGCUAUCUGCAAACGUUUGGUGUCCGUUUUCGCUGCACCACAAGGGUGGAGAGUUUAUCCUUGGUGCCGCUGAUGUUGAUUUGAUGUCACGAUACAGGACAAUGGAGUUCUGGUCCCCUAAA
This is a messenger RNA of Sycon ciliatum, 2953 nucleotides long. Its product is annotated as transmembrane protein 87B-like. Lineage: Eukaryota; Metazoa; Porifera; Calcarea; Leucosolenida; Sycettidae. The coding region runs from base 139 to 1935 and encodes 598 amino acids. Gene Ontology annotation, cellular component: membrane; Golgi apparatus. Gene Ontology annotation, biological process: retrograde transport, endosome to Golgi. The record is from RefSeq and is a predicted model, not a curated record. The transcript has a single exon.